Molecule: messenger RNA, 3935 nt
Organism: Suillus clintonianus
Lineage: Eukaryota; Fungi; Basidiomycota; Agaricomycetes; Boletales; Suillaceae
Product: CHAT domain-containing protein
Exons: 5
Coding region: 290-3679 (1129 amino acids)
Molecular function (GO): protein binding
Source: RefSeq, a predicted model, not a curated record
CGAUUCUAUAUUUUACCUUGGUGUGCUAAAUGCGUCGUACCGUCCUGGAGUAGCAACCAUCAUACUCGGUCAUCUUUUGGUCUCAGAGCUUAGUCUAAUCGUACCUGUGCUGAACAGCCCUCAACAAUAUGAUCCAAAUACACGUGCAGCCAUCAUCGAACCCCAAACCUCUUCUCCUCCUCUCGGGUGAACUCCAUCCACGGUCCACAUAUCCCUAUACCCCGUCUUCUCCUUCCACACUCCACUAAGCCCAUCCUCGAUCCUCAUCGUUUUGCUUCAUCGUAUCAUCAUGCCCGGUAGCGCAGAAAUCCAAUCUAUUAGACUUGAAGUUAUCGGUGGACAGAAUCUUCAAAUCCCUUCCCAUCGCAUGUCCGCUGGUAUUUACAUAUCCAUCAAUGUCGAUUCGAGAAGACGCUGGAAAUCAGCCAUUAGAGUCUUGUCAUCCGACAAAUCUGUAGCGUGGGGAGAUUCCGUGACCCUAUCAUCACACGAGUCUCCUGCAUUAUCAAUGGAGAUUAGAGCUUCAUUUGAGCUCGAUCGAACGCUGGGCAGUGGUGAAAUCAUCGGAAGACUUCAAACAUCGUGGGAUGAGUUGCUCGGUCAUGGAGAUGAACAAUUCGAACUAUCCUUCCCACCCGUUCGUGGUGUCACUCCUUCGCUCACGCUGAAGGCCACUGUUGUGCAUGCUAGUGAUGAUCAGGACGGCACACUACUUGAUUCCCUCGUGGACUGCGAGAUUGCUCGAGAGACAGAUGCAGGCCACGUUCGAUUCACCAGAUACAUGAGGCACAAGUGGGUCUGUCAGCUGAACGAUGCUGUAGAGCGUUUUCAAUUGGUUCUGGACCGCUGUCCGGUCGACCAUCCUGACCACGCAGCGGCUCUCACCAACCUCGCGCGGGCCCGCCUUUUAGGCUAUAUUCGAAACGAUCUGCAAGACAUUGAUAGCACCACUUCCCUCUUCCGCGAAGCCCUUGCAUUGCGUCCGCAGGGCCAUCCAAACCACACAUUAUCUCUCUUUCAUCUCAUUUUCGCAUUGAACUGGCGCUACAGCAAGGAGCGCACCGCCGUCUUCAUUCACGAAUCCCUGCAGCUGUGCUGCAAGCUACUGCCGCUCUGUCCAGAGGGCACCUACCUUCGUAGCAUCGGCGUAGACGAUGCGGUUGAUUAUGUGAUUGACGAAUGCAACGAUCUUCCGAUUGAUGCAUCUGACGAAGACAUCCACCUUCGACGAGUCGUGCUCGAGCUCUGCCCUCUGGGCCAGAAAUACCGUCCAAACGCACUUGACAAUCUUUCAUGGGCUCUCAAAACACGCUUUAGACAGCGCGGCAGCAUUGAUGAUAUAGAUGAGAGCAUACAACUUGGUCGUGAAGCCGUUUCUCUGUGCCCUGAGGGACAUUAUGACCGUGGCGACUACCUGAACAACUUGGCCCUCUCACUCGAAUCCCGCUUUCAUCACCAAGGAAAAUUUCAUGACUUCGACGAGGUCAUCUCCAUGUACGAAGAAGCGCUGCGCCUGAGUCCUGUUGGGCACAAAUGUCGUGAUUUCUCAUUGGACAACCUAGGGGGCGCCCUCUGCACCCGUUUCAAGCAACACGGUGAUAUUGAUGACAUAAACCGAGCUCUCAGCCUCUAUCGCGAGGCACUGAUGUUGUGCCCACCUGGGCAUCCACGUCGUGACACCACACUAAACAACCUUGCCCUCGCACUCAAAACCAGAUAUGUCAAAUUGCAUGUCAUCGAGGAUCUUAACGAGGCCAUUGAUCUGUAUCACGAAUCUCUUCUGUUAAAGCGGGCUGAUGAUCCAGAGCGCCAUAGAACUCUUAACAAUUUGAGCUCGGCGCUCUGCUUUCGUUUCACGCGAACUGGGCAGAAUGAGGAUGUCGAGGAGGCUAUUCGACUCUCCCAAGAGUCGUUGGUGGUUUUGCCUUUACUGCACCCGGAUAGAUACUUCAGUUUGAGGUGGCUGCAGGAAGCCUAUCUGUGUCGUUACCAAGUGCAACACAACCCUGCUGACUUGUCGCUGGCGAUGGAGAACUCCAGACUGGCGUCGAGACACCCCACUCAAGGAUUCCCAGCACGCAUCAAUGAGGCAUAUCAUUGGACUGUCAAAGCAGAGCAGCAUGAUGAUGGAUCCGCACUUGAGGCUUACUCAACAUUUUUCGAGCUUCUCGAUGCUCAUUUGGGAACACGAUCGUCGACCACUUCGCGGCGCGAAGCUGCCGCUGCCUUCCACUAUGCCAGAUCACUACCUGUGGAUGCAGCAUCAUGUGCCAUCCGCAGUGAAAAUAUCCAUCGUGCAGUCGAACUUGCGGAGCAGGGCCGUGGCCAACAUUGGUCAUUGGCCUCUCGCCUGAGGAGUCCACUCGAAGACCUCCAGUCUACGAAUCCCAAGCUAGCUCACAAGUUCUCGGAGCUCAGCAAACGUCUUUCUAACGCCCAGGGUUCCACAGGCAGUACAGACCGAGCUGCUGCUGAUCGAGCAGCAACAGAGUAUAGGAGACUUACAAGGCAAUGGGAUGCUGUGGUAGCUGAGAUACGUGAUCUUCAAGCUUUCUCGCGGUUCCUACUUCCACCUUUGUACGAAGACUUGAAAGUGGCAGCUCGCAAUGGCCCGGUCAUCAUCCUCAUUGCCAGCCAAUACUCGUGCAGCGCCAUCGUUGUCCCGACUUCAGGAGAGCCCCGUCAUAUUCCCUUGCCAUCUGUCACUCUCACAGAUCUGGAGAUUCUCAAGGGUCGCUUUGCCAGGGCGAUACAUGAAGCAUCUCGGAUGAGCCUAACAGAUUCAAGGACAGACCUAAUAGUCCUAUUGCGGAUAGUAUGGGACGAAAUCAUGCUACCCAUCGUCAACGUGCUUGAGCAUGUCCUCAAAUUAAAGCGUGGAUCUCGAAUCUGGCUGUGUCCAACUGCAGCUUUCACUUCUAUUCCUCUCCACGCAGCUCACCCCUUUCAAAUGAAGGCGGAUCGCUCUGGGAAGGAGCCAUGCCUGGAGGAUCUCUACAUAUGUUCUUACACGCCGACACUUUCGGCGCUGAUCAGAUCUAGGCAGAUGAUGAAGAAACGUCUUGUGCCUCCAUCCUUUGUGGCGGUUGGGCAAGGCCAACCGGGUGGAGGGAAUGGCAAGGAGCUCUUAGCUGUCGACAGCGAGCUCGAGCUUGUCCAUAAGCUCGUCCCCGCGACGGCCAAUCGUUCCACUGUUUCUGGCGACGCAGCCACACGAGCAGGUACACUCGAAGCCCUGGAACAGAACACUUGGGUGCAUCUCGCAUGUCACGGCAAGCAGGACCACGAUCAGCCUUACGAUUCCCAUUUCGUCAUGAAGGACGCACCUCUCACGCUGCUCGACAUCAUGGAGAAAGAUAUUCCACACGCGGAGUUCGCGUUCUUGUCGGCGUGUCAUACCGCCGUCGGUGAUGAGGAGACGCCUGACGAAGUCAUCCAUCUCGCAGCUGGACUUCAGUUUUCAGGGUUUAAGAGUGUCAUUGGCACGCUGUGGGAGGUCGAUGAUGCUGUCGCCAAACACGUUGUUGAAGCUUUCUACGAGAAUAUGGUCAAACAUGUGGAGGAUGGCGGGUUCAUGGACUGUACGAAGGCGGCUUGGGCACUGAACCGUGCAACUCACGCUGUGAAGACGAAGGUGCCGCUCGAGCAGAGGAUGGUUUUCAUUCAUAUCGGUGUGUAGUUCCUGCUGUAUUACUUUGUUUUCAUCAUGUACGGUUUCACGGGUUCUUUAAUUCUUUUAGUCUACGUUGUAACCUAAGUUGUAGGAACCACUCAAAUACCCUGUUACAUCCGGCACGUUCUCUUGUGCUAUCUUGUUUUCACAUUCACGUUCGCUUUGCAGUGUUGUUUUCCACUCUACAGUCUUCACUGACGUGUGUAUUCGAAUAUUUGCGACAUCAUCUCGUACUACCUCAUCAAUCUAUGCUCACGCCUCC